This is a messenger RNA of Penicillium cosmopolitanum, 1272 nucleotides long. Its product is annotated as amino acid permease/ SLC12A domain-containing protein. Gene Ontology annotation, molecular function: amino acid transmembrane transporter activity. The record is from RefSeq and is a predicted model, not a curated record. Gene Ontology annotation, cellular component: membrane. The coding region runs from base 1 to 1272 and encodes 423 amino acids. NCBI's taxonomy places the organism in Eukaryota, Fungi, Ascomycota, Eurotiomycetes, Eurotiales, Aspergillaceae. Gene Ontology annotation, biological process: amino acid transmembrane transport. The transcript is spliced from 2 exons.
AUGUUUAUCUCUGAGCUAGAACAGAAGCCCAAGAAAAAUGAUGAUCUGGAGUUGGGUGAUAAUGAACUGAUGAAGAAGCAAAAUGACCUAUGGCCAGAUAUCGCCAAUGCUGAAUCGUCCGACGCACUCGGUAAUGUCCAACGUGAGCUCAAAGCCCGACAUGUCACCUUCAUCGCACUCGGCGGAAACCUAGGCACUGGACUAUUUCUCGGCAUUGGACAUGCCCUAAGAGUAGCAGGUCCAUUAUCACUUGUUCUCGGUUAUCUGACCGCCAGUAUCGCCGGCUUCAUGAUGAUGAUGGCCCUCGGCGAAAUGGCCGCUUGGCUUCCCGUCCCCGGUGCCAUCCCUCAAUUUUGCGCUCGGUACGUGGACGAAGCGCUAGGGUUUGCGGUGGGUUGGAAUACCUGGUUUACGGCAGUUAUCACUCUCUGUGCUGAAAUAUCGGCCGCGUGCAGCGUCAUCCAGUUCUGGUCAGGCGCGGAUAAUGUCAGUGUUGCCGUAUGGAUUGUGGUGCUCAUUGCGUUUUUUCUAGCCCUGAAUAUCCUGGCUGUUCACACCUUUGGAGAGUUUGAAUUUGUGUGCGCCGUCAUCAAGCUUUGCGGAAUACUCGGACUGCUCAUUCUGGCUCUCUGCAUUGAUCUAGGAGGCGUGUCGGGUCAGCCUCGACUUGGUUUCCAUUACUGGAAAACGGCUGGCAUCAUGAAAGAGUAUAUCGCUACUGGCUCGGAGGGUCGUUUUCUUGGAUAUUUCUAUACCUUAAUCAACGCUCAAUUUGCAAUCAACGGUUGCGAAACCGUCGUUGUCGCCGCAGGUGAAGCCGAGAAUCCUCGCCGGAACAUUCCCAGGGCUAUCAAGCGUGUUUUCUGGAGACUUCUCUUCUUUUACGUCUUUGCUGCAUUUGCUUUGAGCAUGAUCUGUCCCAGUGGCAACCCUAACUUGAUGGGUGGAGAUAGGACAGCCCAGUCACCCUGGGUAAUUGCCGUCAACAUAGCAGGUAUCAAGGCUUUGCCGUCGAUCAUCAACUCUCUCAUUCUCAUUUCGGCUAUUUCAUCCGGAAACUCAUAUGUCUUCAUGGGAACUCGGUAUCUUUACGCCUUAGCGCAAAAUCGACAAGCGCCCAGGAUUUUUCUGCGUUGUACCAAACAAGGAAUUCCGAUAUGGUGUCUUCUGAUCACAAUGUCCAUAUCUCUUAUAUCAUUCAUGUCGAUGGGUUCAGACUCGAGUACGGCAUUCCAAUGGUUCCAGAAUCUGGCAACUGUUGCGACCGUGUGA